Messenger RNA from Glossina fuscipes, 2048 nucleotides. It is a transcript of the gene Gle1, whose product is annotated as nucleoporin Gle1. Gene Ontology annotation, cellular component: nuclear pore; nuclear pore cytoplasmic filaments; cytoplasm. The record is from RefSeq and is a predicted model, not a curated record. NCBI's taxonomy places the organism in Eukaryota, Metazoa, Arthropoda, Insecta, Diptera, Glossinidae. The coding region runs from base 42 to 2033 and encodes 663 amino acids. Gene Ontology annotation, biological process: poly(A)+ mRNA export from nucleus; regulation of translational initiation; regulation of translational termination. The transcript is spliced from 3 exons. Gene Ontology annotation, molecular function: translation initiation factor binding; inositol hexakisphosphate binding; phospholipid binding.
AUUAUUAAUAUCUGACAUAUUUUUCCUACGUUAUCAGUAAUAUGAAUAAUAAUUUGGGUAUUAAAUUUGCCGACAUAAUAAAUGGAAUUGAUGAAGGCCAUUUAUCUACUAUACGACAUGCAGCAGAAAUGUCGCAUUUCAUUUCAGAAAGGACUACUGAAAGAGACAAAAGCACAAAUAAUGAUAGUGAUAGUGAGAGCAGCGCUAAUGUAAAGAACGACGUUAAUAAAGUCGAUAAAAAUGAGUUAAAUAAAAGGAAAAUGCGAACUCCAACAAAUGACACAGAAGUAACAAGUAUUUCUAACAGCUUGCAGAAUUUAGAUUUCAAAACAAUUAAAUCCAGCAUUAUGUUGCGAGAAGCUGAAGCGCAGCGUAAACGCACCGUACGACGGGAAAUUUUGGAAAUGCAAGAACGUCACACAUCUUUAAUACGUCAACAACUAGAGCCUCUACAACAACAAAAUCAAGAAGAACACCGUAAGUGGUUAGAGCGAAAAAGACGCGGUGAUUCGCAAAUUUUGGAAAUGGCCGAACAACAAUCUUCAAAGGAACAGCAAGAGCAUGACCGUCAGUUAGAAACAUUACGAAAACAAACUCAGCGUCAACUGCAGUUAAUUUCCUUUCAGGGUAUUUCACAAUACCAAUUAAGUUUUCGUUCCAAAUAUGAGACUAUUGCUCAACUACUUAUGUCUUUAGACAAGCAAGCCCUAUUAUCGUGUGCCGAAUAUAAUCGCAAGCUGAGAGAGCUGACACAAAUGUUUGAACAACUAAUAGGUAGAAUUAAAUCUGGAGAUUGUGGUCCUACUGAAUUAAAAACUGCUGAAAAUCUUUGCAAGUCGCUGGAGGCCUUGGAAGGCAGCAUAAUAGAAGCUUGCCGACAAGAGCAAAAUAAACAGACUGAACAAAAACAAAGGGAACAAGAGCAGCAACAAUUACAGAAAGAUGAAGAAAACAAAGCAUUUGCUAUUUCACAAAGUGCUAAGAGAGAAGAGUUAGUGAAACUAGAACAGCAACCGCAAGCUCAACAACAACAAACACCGGAACCAUCGCAAGAACCAAAGCCGUCCAGUACUAAUACCGCGGAAUCUCCAGUGACAUCGACGGAUCCGCUAAAUAGCUCCCCAAAAAAACUCGUUCGUUCAGGGCGUCUAGAGUUUUACGCAAAAAUCAAUAAUUUUUAUUUAGAAAAAGUGGAGAAGGUAAAAGUUUUGCAAUCCGACGAGUCCAUGAAAAAGUACCGUAGUGACUGUCAAAAAUCGAUCAAUAUUCCCGUGAAUUCCAUAUCUGCUGUGAGUCAACAACACAUUAGAGAUAAAUUCGACAAAUUAUUUUCAUUUAUUAUGGCUCAAAGUAAUUCAAAUUUGGGUUACGAUUACUGCCUAUUGUUAAUGGCUAAGAAGUUUGUUGGUCAAGGAGAAACCACGGUAUCCAGUAACCCGAACGCAGCUUUUCCGAUCGCUUCGGUGAUAGUUUCUUUAUGGAAACAGAUUCCAGAAUUUGGACAAUUAUUUUUAGCGUACAUCUACAAGGAAUCGCCUUUUCUGGUGCCUUGUUUUGUACCACAAAAGAAGGGGCAGUCUUGGGAAGAAUAUGCUAAGACUUUGGGUUAUCGUUUCACAGAAGGCCAAAUGGAACAGCAAGAUAUGUUUUUGAAAAGACAAGCUGGAAUCGCUAGAUUAUAUGCUGCUGUCAUGAUUACCAGCGGACGUAAGCAAGAUGGUCCAUCUCAUCCUUACAGCUUGGACAACGCUUGGCGUUGGCUGACAAACUUUGUUGAUUUGGACCCCUUCCCUGAUAUAUGUGCUACUUUAAUGAUGGAAAUUUUACAAAUUGUAGGAAACGAUUUGUGGCUUACUUAUGGUAAACAAUUUGUAAAACUUUUAGUUUACAUACAGUAUAAUUACUUUCCCAAAUUAACGGCCAUGGAGAAAGACGGCGGCCCUAAGGCGCGUCUGGAAUUGUUAUUGAGAAAAUUUUUAACUGAGGGAAAGGUGUCGCGACCGUCAGGUAUUUUGCCCGCCGACUUCUGGUAAUGUAAUUUGAGCAGA